UCGAAUUCCCAGUUUCAGCGCCUCGGGGCCGCCCGCGAAUCUCUACUCUGCCUCCUGGGGUCUUCUCCCAAUGUCUAGCCCCCACCUAAGGGGAUCUAGCCGAGCCAGUGGGGACCGGAUCUGAAGGGUGGAGCGGCCAGGUGAGCCCUGAAAGGUGGGGCGGGGCGGGGGCGCUCUGGGCCCCACCCCGGGAUCUGGUGACGCCGGGCCUGGAAUUUGACACCGGACGGCGGCGGGCAGGAGGCUGCUGAGGGAUGGAGUUGGGCUCGGCCCCCAGAUGCGGCCCGCGGGCUCUGCCAGCAACAAGUCCCUCGGGCCCCAGCCUUCGUUGCGACUGGGGCUUGGAGCCCUGCACCCGAGGGCACAGACCGGCUGCCAAGGCCCCGCUUUUGGCUAAAAGAGACGCUGCCAGGUGCACAACUCUGGGCAUGAUCCAUUUGAGCUUCGAGGGAAAGCUCAGCACUGGUCCCAGGAAAGGUGCCUAGAAGGACUCGGUGCAGGACCCCCUUGUUUGCAGCUGCCUGAAAAAGAGGGUGGGGAAGCAGGCCCAUGAAGGCUGAUGGGAGCUCCUGGUGUUGACAGAGAUGGAACCGGGACUUGGAGACCCUACUGCAUUGCCCCACUGCCUCCGGCCUAGGUGGCAGCCAGCUUUGUGGCCAACCCUAGCUGCUCUUGCCCUGUUGAGCAGCGUCACAGAAGCCUCCCUGGACCCCAUGUCCCGCAACCCCUCCACUCGUGAUGGUCCCUCGCCGGUCCUGGCGCCCCCAACCGGCCACCUGCCUGGGGGACGCACUACGCAUUUGUGCAGCGAAAGAGCCCUGCCACCACCGCCGCAGUCUCCCCAGCCCGCACCCCCACCGCCGGGGCCCGCGCUCCAGUCUCCUCCCGCUGCGCUCCGCGGGGUACGCGCCGCGCGUGCGGGGACCCGAAGCAGCCGCGCGCGGGCCUCGGAUGCGCACGGCUGUCGCUUGCGCUCGCAGCUGGUGCGGGUGAGCGCGCUCGGCCUGGGCCACAGCUCCGACGAGCUGGUUCGUUUCCGCUUCUGCAGCGGCUCGUGCCGCAGAGCACGCUCCCCGCACGACCUCAGCCUGGCCAGCCUACUGGGCGCCGGGGCCCUGCGGUCGCCCCCCGGAUCCCGGCCGAUCAGUCAGCCCUGCUGCCGACCCACUCGCUAUGAGGCCGUCUCCUUCAUGGACGUGAACAGCACCUGGAGGACCGUGGACCACCUCUCCGCCACGGCCUGCGGCUGUCUGGGUUGAGGAUGAUCUCCAAGCCUUUGCACACUGGACCUUUACCCAUGUGUUGCCCUGCCUGGAACAAACUCACCCGGCCUCAUUAGCCAGGAACCUCAGCCGGAAAUGGAAGCUGCAGAGCUCAGGCUCCAGGCCGGUGAGUGGCAGGCAUGAAGCCGGGAGAGAUGACCUAACCACUGACCAACAGCUCUAAGGCGCUCAUGGAUCCCAGCUCUACAGACACCAGAAACCUCAGCUAAGGAGAACUCCUCUGGGAGCAUCCAGAAAUGGCCCCAGGCCCUAGGGAAUGAAUCUUGAGAAGAUACAUUGUACUCAUGUUGCUGGAAGAGCCUGUGCUAACGCUGAAGCCCUAUUUAUUAUUUCUAAAUUAUUUAUUUACUUUGCUGGUUUGUCAGAUUUUUUUCCUGGACACGGGGGAUGGGUAGAAGAGGCUGGAUGAAGAUGUGCCCACCUCUCCGCUUCCACAGUUCACACUCGGCAAUCACAGUGUUGACCUGCAUGGGAGGCACAGAUGGGUGACCAAGAUGCACAGUCUUCAGCACUUGGGGCCUGGGUACCUGUGGAAAAAACAAACUAUAUAGCCUUCUGGGGAGAAAGGCUGCCCUGUGACCUUUGAGGCCCCUGCUUAGUGGGUAAAGACAACGAAAACCAUGCUUUGCCCCACUCCAUCAAUGUCGGCAUCUUACCAGGCAAGGACCUGUCUUGAAGGCUCCCUGACAGGUGCACAUGCUGCUUCCUUUUACAGGUAGUCAUCCCUUGAAGCAGGCCAGGGGAAGAGAACAUCUGAAGGGCUAAGGAUGGGAGAGGGGCACCAGGGUGCUUGUUCAUGGGAAGGAAGCACAGAGCUUCGUGGGUCUAGGAAGACAGGAAGGCGCUGAGGGUCUCAGCAGCUCGUGAAUUUUGGGUGAUGAACAAGCAUAUUCAUAUAUUCACCCAACAAACAUGGACAGUGAAACAUCAGCUACUAUGUAGACACUAAAGAUGCAGAAGUGAGGCUGGCUGGAGAUGUGGCUCAGUUGGUAAGGUGCUUGCCUCGUGUGCUCGAAGCCCUUGGUUUGGUUUCCAGCACCACAUAAACGAUAUAUGGCACACAUGCCUGUAAUACCAGCACUCAAGAGGCAGAAGCAGAAGGAUCAAAUAUUCAAGGGCAUCCUCAGCUACAUAUUGAGUUCCAGGCUAGCCUGGGCUACAUGACAGUCUGUCUCAAAAGAGAAAAAAAAAAAAAAGAUAGAGAAGUGAAAGGAACAUAAUCUCUGUCCUUAAGCUCUCCCCAGGAAAGACAGAUAAUAAACAAGCAAUGAUGUACGUAAUCAUUUAAGUUCAAUGUGGCUAAUGGUAUGAGAAACAAUGGAAGCUAAGAGGAACACAUUUUCUCCUGGAAGGAAAGUCAGCAUUGUCCCUGGCCUUUCACACUGUCCUCAGGUCAUCUCCAAAACGUCAAGGCAACCAUCUGAGCUUUUCUGUGUGGCUUUGGAAACAGUGUUUUAAAGCAGGUGUCAUGGUGCGUACUUGUAAUCCAGCACUUGAGGUAUGGAGGCAGGAGGAUAAGUUCAAGGUCAUCCUCAGCUACACAGCAAGUUCCAGUCCAUCGUGAGCUACAUGAGACCCUGUCCGAAAGAGAAAAAGAAAGGGAGAAGGAAGGAAAACUGUUUCCCUGGUCCUAGGCAUUUAUAUUGAAAAGGCCAGUGUGAUUUUUCGCCUUUAAAACACGACAGGACCCUUUUUUUAUUUUUGUGUGGACGGGCAUGCAUGUAUGUGUGGUAGCCAGAGGUUAUCACCCUGUGUCUCCUUUCCUCAGUUGCUUUCUGCCUUAACUUUUGAGACAUAGUCUCUCUCUGAAUCCUAAGCUGGCGAUUUGGCAAGCUGGCUGGCCAGAAAACCCAGGGGCCCUCCUGUUCCUACCUCCCCAGCUCUGGAAUUACAGGCAUAUAAUUUUUUAAAUGUAAUUGCAUUUUGUUUAUCUUAGUUGUGUGUGUGGGUGAACAUGCACACAUUUAGAGGCCAGGGAACAACUUAUAGGAGUCAGCUCCCUCCUUCCGCUGUCGGGUCAUGGGGAUCAAACUAAGACCAUUAGGCUUGGUGGCAGGUCCUUUACCCAUGGAGCCAUCUUGCUCAGCCUCAGCACUGGGCUUUAAUGUGGGUGCUGAUGAUAAAAUUCAGGUCCUCACUCCUCAUGUUUGUGCCAAAGUACUUUAGCCACUGUCCAGCUCCUGGGUGGGCCUCCAAGAUGGGGACAUUUGGGAAAGGUGCUAUGUCUGAGGGAUUACAACACAGGGGUUGUUGGAAGGCAGAGACACGCUUGUCUGGAGCAGAGCAGGGGGGCCUGGCUGGCAGAGACUUGAGAGCUGUCAACACCGAGGCUACGGCCAGGGGUACAGGAGAUCCCACAGGCAAGGUCAGGUUGAAGGUAGGAUGCCAGCCCUUUAACCUUGUCUGCAGGGCCCGUCCUUCACAUCUGCCUGCGAGCCUGCCAGCUUUGCCACAGGAGCCCUUCACCCGGCCUGCAAGGAAAGAGCAAAAGUUUACAGGACCAGGCCUGUUCUGGGCCAAUGAGGCAGGCAAUCCAGGCCUGUGCUCUUCUGCAGGAUCUGCCACAGGUCUAUACGCUCCCCAGACUUUGGGGGGUUUGCACCCACAGACACGCUCUUAGCCCUUCUCUGCCUCCAAACU
This is a messenger RNA of Peromyscus eremicus (cactus mouse), 3923 nucleotides long. RefSeq names its product artemin (gene Artn). Lineage: Eukaryota; Metazoa; Chordata; Mammalia; Rodentia; Cricetidae. The transcript has 5 exons. Bases 585 to 1259 code for a protein of 224 amino acids. Gene Ontology annotation, molecular function: receptor tyrosine kinase binding; glial cell-derived neurotrophic factor receptor binding; growth factor activity. The record is from RefSeq and is a predicted model, not a curated record.